AUGGCACCGCAGGUUUCAUCUCCCGGCGAUGUCCUGCGGCGAUCCGCGAAAACAUCAUCACAAGUGUUUGAAGAGAUCAAGCUGUUCCUGAGAGGGCAGCCAAGCGUUCCCCUUUGUGAGACUCAGUCUCUCAUAGAAGCCCUGGUCAUGAUUGACUUCGUGGUACUUCACAUAUCGGUGAGGAUCUUGAAAGAGGAUGAUGCGACCGUGUUGGUCUUUCGGGACAUGCUGGGGCAGGACCGCAUCAGGUUCCACAAGUUUGUGGGGCGCCUCCAAGGAGCUUUGGCCGGAGAAGACGGUGAUUCAGACUCAGACUUUGACUGGGAGUCGCCCGAGUCGCCCGAGUCUGAGUCGCCCGAGUCGAUCGCCGGUCUCAUGAAGGAGGCCACAUCUCCAAGCAAGAAGGCGGCAGAGGCCGCGCAGAUCCUUGCCCUCUGGGCUCGUGAUCGCCCCGCAUCCAGGGCCGCGAUUGCCCGGGCUGGCGCCAAGGUGCAGAUGUCUCAACUGCCCCAGGAAUCUGCACUUCCCUUGCUCGCAGCCAUGCAGUGCGCUGACGAGCCGAUCUGCUUGCUUUCGAGUUAUGCCAGGUCACACCUUGGAUACAAGCUCAGUGAAGACGACUCCACCAAGUGCACCAGCCCUUCGCCCUCCUCCAAUCGGCGAUCAUGCAGCGUGGCUACCAGCUCCGACUCGGUGCCGUGA
Messenger RNA from Effrenium voratum, 702 nucleotides. NCBI's taxonomy places the organism in Eukaryota, Dinophyceae, Suessiales, Symbiodiniaceae. The record is from the annotation of a GenBank genome assembly.